AUGUCUUCCUCUACAAUCUCAGGAUUCACUGUCCUCCCCAUAUCCUAUGGGCACGAUGCUACACAUUAUCUAUAUGCUCGCGCCCAUGCCGGCUCGAAGAAAUCGCCGUCUUCUAACGCGCUACCCGACCAGCGAACACUUUUUCUCGUCAAUGUCCCUCCCGACGCAACGGAACGUGAACUUAUAAUGCUCUUCAAGAAUUCUGGGACAGUUGAACGAGUGUUAUUCGACGGAGAUGCCGCUAUAGAGGAACUAGAUGACGACGAGGAUGAAAGUGACGCAGAAGAACAAGCCGAAGUACUAGCGGAGGCAGAGGACUCCCAACCGGCACGAAAAAAGAGAAAACUCGAUGCCAAGAACAAAAAGCCCGUUGUGAUUCCGCUUCCCUCCCCUCCCCUCCGUCGACUGCGCGAAACUGGACGAACAGCGCACGUUGUUUUCCUCGACCAAUCUUCGCUCGAGCGUGCAUUAGUGCCUUAUUCAAAACCAAGACCGUGGCCGACAUCCGAAGAACCCUCCGGCUUAGCGCACUAUAUUGCGCGGUACGAUGCGGCCCGCCCACCGCUCGAUAUUAUCCGGGCUCAUGCUGAUUCGGCCAUGGAGUUGUUCGAAUACGAAUUACGACAAACUAAACAACAGAGCAAGUAUCGCAAGGGAGAGGACAUCGUCGACGAAGACGGCUUCACGCUGGUUACCCGCGGUGGAGCGUACGGGAAGAAUCUGGGUGGUGGGGUUGGAGUUGCGAGCAAAAAGUUUCAGGAAACUGGAGAAACAACAACUCGUCCCAAAAAGGCGGAAAAGAAGGAGAAAAAGAACUUUUACGCCUUCCAAAAAGCUGAAAAACAACGGAACGAUCUUUUGGAGCUGAAAAAGAAUUGGGAAGCAGACAAGGCGAAAGUGGAAAAGCUAAAAGCGGCCAGAAAGUUCAAGCCAUACUAG
Messenger RNA from Mycena indigotica, 939 nucleotides. RefSeq lists its product as uncharacterized. Gene Ontology annotation, biological process: rRNA processing; ribosomal small subunit assembly. Lineage: Eukaryota; Fungi; Basidiomycota; Agaricomycetes; Agaricales; Mycenaceae. The coding region runs from base 1 to 939 and encodes 312 amino acids. Gene Ontology annotation, cellular component: CURI complex; UTP-C complex. The record is from RefSeq and is a predicted model, not a curated record. The transcript has 2 exons. Gene Ontology annotation, molecular function: RNA binding.